Molecule: messenger RNA, 360 nt
Organism: Cercopithifilaria johnstoni
Lineage: Eukaryota; Metazoa; Nematoda; Chromadorea; Rhabditida; Onchocercidae
Source: the annotation of a GenBank genome assembly
AUGUCGGAAUUGAGGUCGAUAAAGGCGAUCACUGAUGCUAAACGUUUUCCCCUCAUAUUAUACAAACGAAUUCUAAGAUUACAUUAUGGCUUGCCGAAAAAAAUGCGUAUGAUCGGUGAUCAGUAUAUAAAAACUGAAUUCCAAAGACAUAAAAAUGUUCCGCCUGAACAAGCUGUGGUAUUCUUGAAAGAAUGGAAGGAAUACUCAGCGAUCUUAUCAAAACAAUUAUCUAGUCGUGGCAUUGCAAAAGGGAUCUUAGGCGUUAAUUUGAAUUCCACAGUUUUGGAUAAUCUGCAAGAAGACCAACUUUGGCAGUUAUACAAUUUAAAACUGGAAGCAGAAAAAUCUUUAAAGGAAUGA